Molecule: messenger RNA, 2161 nt
Organism: Paramecium sonneborni
Lineage: Eukaryota; Ciliophora; Oligohymenophorea; Peniculida; Parameciidae
Source: the annotation of a GenBank genome assembly
AUGAAAAUUUUAAUUACUCUAAUAGUGACUUAAUCUAUAUCAACAAUCAUAGGUCUUACAGAAUAUAAAGAACCUUAAGAAGUGAUAGCAUUGGCUCUAGAACUUUUUGGACUCGCAAUAUUAUUACUUUUAAAGAGGAUGAAUUAAUCGGAAUUAACUUAGAGAUUACUGCUUUUAUGCUAAUCACUAAUAAUAUUUAUAUCUAUUCCAGAUUCUCAGUUUAAAUUUUAUACAGCAGUUUACCAUAUAGUGGUUCGUAUUCAACUUUAGAAUAAACUAAGUAAAUAGUUAUUACUAGAAUGGUUGGGUAAAAUACUAAAUAAAUAAUGAUUUAGUCUUUCUUUCCAUAAUACUAAUACUCGAAACAUCUUAAGAGAUGCAAGAAAUUAUUAGAAGCGUAUUUGCAGGAAUUGCUAUGAUGGUGAUGUAAUGUUUUCUUUUCUAAGAUUAACUUCAAAAUGAAGCAAAUAAACCAUAAAUCAUGAUAUAAUCAAAGAUUAACUAUACUAUGGUAAAUAAUGAUGGCUCUAAUCCAAGAAAUAUUGGAGAGCGAAUCUCAGAUCCAAAAGUAAGUUCAUUAUGUUUAGAUGAUCAAUAUAAUAUUAUAGAGUUUUAAAAAUAAAGUGCUAUUUACUAAUUUAUAGAUGGUGAAGUUGAAAAUCUCCUUUAGGAUUUAUAAAUUAAUAAAAUAGACUCAAAAUCAAAGUAGUUAUUACCCUAAAAAUGCAAUUAAAUUUCAUUAAAAUAUUUUUUAGACUAAGUUAAAAAUAAUGCUAUACCAAUGGUUAUUUAAGUAAUUGACUAUUCACAUCCAAAAAUAGAAAAUCAUUUAAUUAAAAUCAUUUAUCAAAAUGAUUUUGAGAUUCAAUUUUACGAUAUUGAAGAAAGAGACAAAUAUUUAAAAAGAAGUUAUAUUUAUGCUAUUUUAAAAUAAAUAUUUAAUACUAUGUCACACGAAUUUGGAACAUCUUUAAAUUAUUUACUAGCUUUAGCCUAAGUGGCAAUAGAUAAAUAUAAUGAUAAAGAAUUAUAAUCAUACUUCUAACCUAUCAAAUCAACAGGAAUGAUAAUGUAUCAUUUUGUACUGGAUAUGAUAGAUUUUAAUGCACUUUUAGGAAAGAAAUUAGAGUUAUAAUUUGAAAAGUUAGAUGUAAGAUAUAUGUGAUAAUAUUAAGAUUAUUGAAAUUCUCUAAGAAGUAACAGACAUCUUUUCUCAUUCUUUAUAAUAAAAAGGAUUAACUAUUAGCUAUGACAUUUUUCUAAAUGAGAAAACAAUAUUUACAGAUAGAAGAAGACUUAAGCAAAUCUUAAUAACUUUAAUUUCGAAUGCUCAAAAGUUUACUUUCAAAGGUGGAAUAAAAUUAUUAGUAAAAUCAAUUGAACAAAAUAAAUUUGUUUUCUUUGAAAUUGUGGAUACAGGAGUUGGACUUACAACAACAGAAUUAGAAAUAUUGACUGAAAUGCUUAAAACGGACUAUAAGAAUGAAAAAUAGAUAUCUAAAAAAACAGCUGGAUUUGGAUUAGGAUGCUACUUAUGUAAUAAAAUUGCAAUGAGCCUUUCUAAUCUUAAAUAUGAAGAAGGAGGAGGAAUUAGAUUUUCAAAUAAUUAAGAAGAAAAAGGCACAAAAGUAACAUUUAAAAUAAUUAAUUAAUAAUUGAAUAUUAAUUAUACUUUGGUUGCAUAAUAAGAUAAUUCAAGUGGAAUUUUAAAAAUAGCUAAAAAUGUGAUUAUUGAUUUAAAACAAUCAUAAAUUGAAUUAAGUUACAGUGGAUUAAAGAAACCAUUGACUAAAAGAUUCAGUACAAUUAUGGUACCUAAGGUUAAAAGUUUUCAUGAAGAUUAAAUUAGAGAUCCAACUUACAUUAAAUAACCUACAAAAGACUGUUUUUAAGGAAUGCAAAUGUAGUAUACAAAAAUAGAUUCAGAUAGUGUAAAUGAAGAAACAAAUGAAGAAGAUUAUUAAAAAAGAUUAUAGAUAUAAAAUGUGAAAUUUACCUAUUCUCCUAGUGACAUAGUCCGUGAAUUAAGAUAAUAAUCAGUUGGAGUAAGUGAACCUUAUGUACCUGAUUGUAAGUGUAAAACAAUACUAAUUGUUGAUGAUGAAAUGAUUAAUAUCUUAGGAUUAUCUUUGAUGUUAAAAUCUCUUAAUUUAGAUGCUGA